AUGCAGACCGGGUCCCGUCUUCGCCGUCUCUUUGCAGUCAUCCUGACGACCUGUGAACCGUCUCGACCUUUACACCUCUGGGACCAGUUCAAGGACCCGAUCUGCGACGACCUCCCAUUCCGAUUGCGCACACUCGGCAUCUCCCACACGUCUGCUGAUGUCCACGAUUAUGGUCUG
Messenger RNA from Trametes versicolor FP-101664 SS1, 177 nucleotides. RefSeq lists its product as uncharacterized. The transcript has a single exon. Lineage: Eukaryota; Fungi; Basidiomycota; Agaricomycetes; Polyporales; Polyporaceae. The record is from RefSeq and is a predicted model, not a curated record. The annotation marks the transcript as partial.